AGACCCUGAAUGGACGCAAAGGAGACAUCGGUUCUAUUGAACUCUGGAGCUCUGUCUGCACAACCUGCUGCUCUGUCCGUGUAGAAUGUCGCACAAGAAGAUGCUGCAAUGCUCCAUGGGAGCUCUGCUUCUCCUCUUACCCUGGUUUGGUGGCCGGGUCCUGGGAGAGAUCAGCAAGGACUUCUCCCAGUGCCUUGAUUUCUUCUAUAAGGAAACUCCACCCACAGGUAUCCCAGCAGAGGGGUACCAGCCAAUAUGCCAGCGCUACCAAAACCAGUACCGCUUUGCGAGCCUGUAUCACCGUGAGCAUCAUUCCCCUCUGUACUCUGCGUACAUACUCAGUCCUCCAGAUGGCAAGCGGCCCAAAUCUACCUGGAUGUUUGAACCUCAGUUGGCGUUUUCCAGUGACAGCAAAGAGAUGCAAAUCUUCCACCCCCACAUGAACAAGAAUGUGAUCGAGAGCCAGGCGAUGGAAGAGGACUACACAAACUCCACAACACUACACAACAUCACCAAAGGCCAUCUCAAUCCAAGCGGGCACCAGAAGACAGAAGAAGACCGCAAGGCCACCUUUACACUCACUAACAUUGUCCCACAGGAAGAGUUCUCCAACUCCGGACCGUGGAGUGAUCUGGAGCAAGAGGUUUUAGGAAAAUUCAAGGCCUUCUGCAGCGGGACUAUGCAUGUGAUCACCGGAGUCAUGCCGUACGAGUCGAAACCACGCAGGAUCAACAACAGGGUUUCUGUCCCUGAGUACAUGUGGUCCGCCUACUCCUGCCCAUCCUUCAGAUCCGACCUUCCUGAGCAAGAGAAGCCCUUUUUCCCCACGUAUGCUGCAGUGGGAAGGAAUGAUCGUAGCAGUGGAGAGGAGUUUGUGCCAGUUAACGUCAAGGCGAAACCCUAUGUGAGGGGCUACGAUGUGAGGCGCAUGUCCUUACAGGAGCUGGAGGACAUCCUGAGUAAGAGGCUGAAUGGGACCAUCACUCUGUUCAAUGGACAGUGCAAGUAUGAAAUGUCUCUGUGGUGGGUGUGCGCUGCUGUAUUCACCAUGUGCAGCACAUCUUUUCUUCUUUAAUUACUUGAAUGACCGUUCUAAUCAGAAAAGGAAAUACAUUUUUCAAUGAUUUUAUUUUUCCCUGUUAUGUUGUCACCCUGUAACAACUGACCCUGUGAUUUUACUAAUGGAACAAGACAAUAAAUAGGUGAAGAGCCUUCUUAAUAAACAAAUUGAAUAUUGAUUUUCUGUUGAAGUAUCCACUUUGUUUAUUAUACACAUGCAAACACCUC
This is a messenger RNA of Gasterosteus aculeatus aculeatus (three-spined stickleback), 1287 nucleotides long. Its product is annotated as endonuclease domain-containing 1 protein-like. Gene Ontology annotation, molecular function: metal ion binding; nucleic acid binding; hydrolase activity. NCBI's taxonomy places the organism in Eukaryota, Metazoa, Chordata, Actinopteri, Perciformes, Gasterosteidae. The record is from RefSeq and is a predicted model, not a curated record.